AUGAGGAUGCGACAGUUGGAGCUAAUCGAGGACGACAUGGUCAACUGGGAGCCCAGCGGGGAGAAAGGAGUUGAACCGAAGAGAGAACAGGAAAAGUCGCGAGAACAUCAUCGAAAUGCCGAAGAUACAACCAAGCAGACUGCGGAGUCCUUUAGCAGCUGGCGAAGGCAGAAGAACCCGCGACAAUCAACAACGGAGACCUUGAAGACCACCGUCAAGGUUGCAAAACGGAGAAGGGUUGGCGUUAUUUGA
Messenger RNA from Dibothriocephalus latus, 252 nucleotides. NCBI's taxonomy places the organism in Eukaryota, Metazoa, Platyhelminthes, Cestoda, Diphyllobothriidea, Diphyllobothriidae. The record is from the annotation of a GenBank genome assembly.